This is a messenger RNA of Ramularia collo-cygni, 2322 nucleotides long. RefSeq lists its product as uncharacterized. Bases 1 to 2322 code for a protein of 773 amino acids. The transcript has a single exon. The record is from RefSeq and is a predicted model, not a curated record. NCBI's taxonomy places the organism in Eukaryota, Fungi, Ascomycota, Dothideomycetes, Mycosphaerellales, Mycosphaerellaceae.
AUGCCACCGCACAAUGGCGAGGGUGUUGCACGAAAGCCGGCCAGUAGGUCUCAUCCUGCUCCAACGCGUAUAGUACCUGCAAUUCCUCUGUCCCUGUCCCGUGGCAAGCCAAACCGGACGAAACAGAAUGUGGUAGCCGCGUCCACCGCGGCUCUCGAGCAAAAAGUGCCAGCUGGCGCGGGACAGGACAAUGCGCAGACGCACGAUCAAGAGGAUGUAGCAAAAGCAGCGGCGCCAGCUCAAGAGGAGGGUCCAGGGCAUGAAGCGCAGUCCAAUGGUGGUGAUCGCGUGAUUGCGCCGUCAGUUGGCACUCCAGUAUCACACAGCAGCGUGGCCAUGUCGGCAUCAGACGAYCACGCUGCUGCACCCUCCAGCGAAAGCGCUCCUUCGAGUGAGGCAUGGACAAAUGGCCAGGCAGAAACGCACAGCCCAGCUGUUGUGUCUAGCCCAAGCACUGUACGCAAGCCCUCGGACAGGUUUGAGAUGCGCCAGAUCAGGACGGAGCUACCACCUGCAUUCAUUCCGGCUGAGCAGUUCGCUCCGCGUUCCGCCACAUCUUCCCAGACGCGCCCGCAUCCACACGCUCUACCGCACGGACAUCCUACCAAUCCCAGCGUAGGCAGCAUUGUAUUUGGCGGCCGCGAUUCAUGUGGCUCAUCACCUGCGCCGCCAUUAUCGGCAGGAUCUGCUUACCUUCCGCCUCGCAACGUCCCAAUGUAUGGCCACAUGCACAAUGGGUCCGAGACGCAGGGAUUGCAAAUGGUUCAAGGCAACGAGCAAUUCACCCAACGCCAGCCAGGCUUCGUUCCCUCUGUACCUCAGCAACCCUACCAACCACAGAUUGAACACCCUCACGCACACUUCCGAUAUCCUUCCCGCGAGGUCCUCGCGGCUGGGAUCGUUUCGCCGCCUAAUGGCUACGCUGCAGGUUCACGCUCGGGAUCCCCCUUUUCGCCACUUGGACCGGAGUCCCAGAGGCACGGCUCUGACCUUCCGUUCGUCCCUGGACAUGAGCAUCUAUCUAAUGGUGGUAAGCACAUCCCUCAAGGACCACGAGCUUCGUUCACUCGAAACGCUCGUCCCAUCCCUCCACAAGUCCAAUACCACGUCCCACCCCCACCUCCUCUUUUCCCGUAUCCUGAGCUGGCGACCUCCUUUGAAAAUGCCGAGUCACUCCGCGGGUACGCUUUCAAUCACUUCAACAAUCCUGACUUCGCCGAUUGCGUUCUCGAGCUUGCCGAUGAGUAUGGCGGUCGUCUGCCAUUGGAGGGUCACCGCAUCAUUCUCAGCCGUAGCCCUGUGCUUGCGGCAAUCAUCCGAAGCAAUGAUGGUCCAAAUGCGACAGUUCCUAAGCCCUUGGUGAAGGUGUUUUUGAGUGGCAAACAACUACGUAUCCAACCAGUCGUGCUAGCGAUCAGAUAUCUUUACGGCGGACCAUUGCCGCCAUUUGACAUGUACGAUUCUGCUGCACCGCUCGGAUCCUUCAGCGUCUCUGUGAGGGAACGGAUGGAUACUGCCCUACAGCACAUUGCCACUGGCUCCUGGAUGGGCAUUGCCGCCAUUGCUCACCGUGGCGUCGACAUGGCGGCGAGUCUCCUCAAUUGGGACACAAUCUCAUCUGCUCUAGAGYUUGCGCUCGAUGGCGGGAUCAGCCAGAUGUGGCCCAUUGAUGACGGCGAGGAGCAGCACAGUACAUGCUCCAGCGACGACUCCGUGACCAAGCCCGAGGCGGGGGGCACCCCAAAAUACGGCCACUACGCGUCCGGUCUGCUGCAACGAGUGAUUGAGUUCACGGUACAAAACAUACCCUCGAACUUCUACAUCGACUCGGCUGCACCAGCCUCGUCCGCGGUACCUCGCCUGCCUGUACCUCCUCCAAAACAUGAAAGCAAGUCAUCCAAAUCCGACCCAAGACUGAGUAAGAUCAAGUUUGGCGAUAUGUCGGCUGAAGCAGAGAUCCAUCAGCGGCCAUCUCCUACAGCGACGGCGAUCUCAAGUCUCCUACUGUCUUUGCCGUUUCCCCUCUUACGUUACCUGCUUGAGCACUUCCUUCUUACCGAGCGCCUCGGGGCAGAGACGGUGGCAUCCAUAAUGCGCCAGAUCGUCGGUGAGCGUGAAGCCCGCCGGCUCAAAGCAUCCAAGGCUCUCGCGGCCAGCCAACAUGCCGGCGGACUCGACACUUAUCUAGUCCAAAACCUGUAUUGGCAGGAAACUGUCGAGUUCUCCGAUCAGAGCCGCUCUGGCUUCCGGCUUGCCCGUAAGCGCGUUGGUAUGGACACGCCACCGAGUUCUGGUACUGAGUCCGAACGGCAUAGUGGCUGA